This is a messenger RNA of Notolabrus celidotus (New Zealand spotty), 2636 nucleotides long. Its product is annotated as acyl-CoA-binding domain-containing protein 5A-like. Gene Ontology annotation, cellular component: peroxisome. The record is from RefSeq and is a predicted model, not a curated record. The transcript has 14 exons. Gene Ontology annotation, molecular function: fatty-acyl-CoA binding. The coding region runs from base 267 to 1853 and encodes 528 amino acids. Lineage: Eukaryota; Metazoa; Chordata; Actinopteri; Labriformes; Labridae. Gene Ontology annotation, biological process: fatty acid metabolic process; autophagy of peroxisome.
UUUCUGAAGAACUACAUUACCCAGGUAUGUUUAAUCAACAACCCGAUGACUGUUUGGCUCAUCCUUGACCGGAGUCCAGAUUGGCUUUCUGCUGCAUAUUGCAGACAGAUAACAGCUAAUCAAGCAAUUAUCUUACCGGCCGACAGGAACUUUUUGAUCACCCGACACACUUCAUUGAAGACCAAUCCGGCUCGCUGCCAUGAUGUUUUACAUGCAUUGUUUCGUAUUCUUGCUGAAGAUGUGAACACGCCUUCCUGUCAUCCUUAAUGGGAGUCAGCAUGGCGCAGGAGGAGGACAAACACUGCCUGGAGGCGAAAUUUGCUGCUGCAGUUAAAGUGAUCCGGACUUUGCCUGAGGAAGGUCCUUUCCAGCCAUCUGAUGACAUGAUGCUAAUGUUCUACAGUUACUACAAGCAGGCCACUCUGGGGCCCUGCAACAUCCCCAGACCAAUGGGCUUCUGGGACUCACGAGGCAAAGCUAAAUGGGAUGCAUGGAGCUCUCUGGGAAAUAUGACAAAAGAUGAAGCCAUGAAGAAUUAUGUUGAGGACAUCCAGCUGAUUUUGGAGACGAUGCCAGUCUCAGAAGAAGUGUCAGAACUUGUACAAAUGCUUGGCUCCUUCUACUCUGAGGUAGAUGGAGAGGGAAGAGAAAGUGAAGAAAAUGAGGUGGACAGGAGACCCUUCACUAGGCCUUUUGCAAAACAUGCAGAUGAGCUGAUCAAACCAUUUAAGAAACCAACAAUGGAAGGCUUUGGGGAUCUGUGGGAUGAUCUUCAAAACCUCCAAGAGCAUGACAAAGACAGCAGUGUUCAUGGGAAGAGUGUCAGUAAGGAGGAGGCAGAGGGAAGCAACGAAAAUAGUGAAAUGGAGAAAAGUGAGGAAAGUGGUGAUUGGAGGAAAAGUGAGGAGGAGAAUGGGGAUGAAGAAGACAAUACAGAAGAUGGAGACAAGGAGGAGGAAAAAGGCUGGAGUCCCAACCCGAGGCUGCUGAUGGUGGAAGACAAGAGAUGGAGGUCUGACACCAGGGGAUCCAACAGCAGCAUAGAGCCCAGCGUGUCCUCCUUCACCAACGGGACUCACAGCUCCCUUAACAGCGAGGUGGAGGAAGAGGAGCUGGCAUGUUCUGUGGAUCACAGUGUGCAGUAUAAUCCGUAUAUGAACUUCAAUGGACACAUGAGUGAUCAUAGUGAUGUUGCUCAUGAGAAGAAUCUCCGCCGAUCUACAGAUUCAGAUAACGAAGAAUUCUGUGACUCAAUGGAGCAUCUGGCCAUGGAGGAGGGCCUGAAUUCAUCCAAAACUCUGCCAUCUGGGUCAAGAGCUGCCACAGCGAGGCAAAGAGACCUUUGGUACGAGAGCAGCACAACCCUGAAUGACGGAGAGGAUCAGGUACUCAUGGGGGAGACUUACUUUAAAGAAGGGAUUAGUACAAGCCAACACAGCAGCUCCUUGUCAAGAAGAGGGAGAGGUGUUCAGUCACCACGGGAAAUCUGCAGCUCUCAGCGGUGUGCCAGUGUAGAUGCUGCUUGCUGUUGUGCGUCACAGAGCAGACAUCCUGUCAGUGCCAUCAGGGGAAAUGUUGAUGAACAAAUAGCUACAGCUCUGCUCAGGCUGCAGCAUGACAUGGCUGCUGUGCUGCACAGGCUGCACACUCUGGAGAUGCUUGCUGUGUCACAGUCAAGACCAUCCACGCCAAGGCAGGAGGACUCCCUACCAGUUACACAAAAGUUCCUCAGACCCUCCUGGUGGCCUUUUGACUUCUGUCCUCUCACUGUGGUGUUGACGGCACUCUGGCCUCUGAUUUCCCAUUGGCUGGUCCAACUGUACUUACAACGCAGGAGAAGGAAAAUCCCCUGAACCGUCUGACUGCUGUCAGCAUCAAUGACAGAAAAUGAAUCCUGGAUCAGACCUUUGCACUUUGAUUGCUUUAUGGCUUCUUUAAGCUGAAAUCAAUCACUCUCUGGGUGUAAUGAGGCCAGGAUAACAAUGGAAAAGGCAACUCUAGUCUACUCUAGAUAAGUAUGUAGAUUGUCAGAGAGCUGUUCAAAGGGAGGUUCUGCAGUAAAGUGUAGCAUUUUGACUGUGGACAUUACUUAGAUGUUUAAGAAAGAAAAUAUUUAAGCAUUAUAAAUGCUAGCACAUUUUCUUUGUUACAGUAUGCUUAGCAUUAGAUUAUCUUAUUUCUGAAAUAUAUCACACGUUAGUAUACACAUAACUCGCACAGAAGUAGUUGAGCACCAUAAGCAGCACUUUUAAUGACUAUUUAUUUUAUUCAUUGUGCAUUUCAUUUUUUAUUUGUUUUUUUUGUCAUUUUGUCCACAAGAUAUUUCCCUGCAGCUAAGGACAUAUGUCAUUUUUUAUUUAUGGUCUGAUACAUAUUAAUAUUUAAGAAGCUUUUGAAUAUACAAGGAGACCAAAAUCAUAUUCUAUUUGUGAAACUGUGUUUUGAUUUUAUGGCUUCAGUGCAAUACUAGCAAAGACUGAACUCUCACUUUAAAAGGAGUACAGGACAAUCCAUAUAUUUAUUCUUAUGUCUCUGUAGGUGUACGGUGAAUAGGAUGUCAUGCUAUUAGAUCUACAGUUAAAACAUACAUAUACGAACCAAAUUUUGUCAUGCAAUAAACACUUUCUCAAAGAUUA